CAAAUGAGAUGCAGAGACGAAAGCGAACGGAAAAAGCCGAGUGGAAAACGAGUUGAUCUGCGACCAUUUUCGCGAUAACGUUCGCCAUCAUUGAAGUCUUUAGUCUGCAUUAGUGUUACCCUUUUCUAAAAGCCUAGAGACGAUGCCGUCUUUGUUAUUUUGCGGCCCAAAAUUAGCCGCCUGUGGGAUUGUAUUAAGCAUCUGGGGAGUCAUUAUGUUGGCGAUGUUGGGGAUCUUCUUUAGUGCAAAAUCCGCUGUGCUGAUCGAAGACGUUCCCUUUACUGAGGAAGACAUCAGAAACGACAAAAACCCGCCACAGGCAAUCUACAGCCUGUACAACCAAGUGGCCAUCAACUGCUUCAUUGCUGCUGCCGUUUAUGUUGGAGUGGGUGCGAUUUCUCUGUGCCAGGUUCGCCUGAACAAGCGGCAGGAGUACAUGGUGACAUAAGUGGAGGAUGUCAAGCAGUCCACAAAUCUUCCCGUUAUUUAUUUUCAGAUUAGUUUAUUUAUUAUAACGGAUUGGUUGUAGUAGCAGUUCAAGUUUUGCGUCUUUAAAAAUGUAACAUGGAAAAUAUAGACACAAAUGAUGUGUAAUCUAUUGGUGAUAAGCUAAACAAUUCUACAUUAAAAAUGUUUUUAUGCAUGUAUUUGAAGAUUAAACAUUCCCAGUAAAUAACA
Tachysurus fulvidraco (yellow catfish) is the source of this 678-nucleotide messenger RNA. RefSeq names its product ribonuclease, RNase K b (gene rnasekb). Bases 143 to 448 code for a protein of 101 amino acids. The record is from RefSeq and is a predicted model, not a curated record. Gene Ontology annotation, molecular function: RNA endonuclease activity. The transcript is spliced from 3 exons. Lineage: Eukaryota; Metazoa; Chordata; Actinopteri; Siluriformes; Bagridae.